Mycotypha africana is the source of this 1113-nucleotide messenger RNA. Its product is annotated as porphobilinogen deaminase. Gene Ontology annotation, cellular component: cytoplasm. The record is from RefSeq and is a predicted model, not a curated record. Gene Ontology annotation, molecular function: hydroxymethylbilane synthase activity. The transcript has 3 exons. NCBI's taxonomy places the organism in Eukaryota, Fungi, Mucoromycota, Mucoromycetes, Mucorales, Mycotyphaceae. Gene Ontology annotation, biological process: heme biosynthetic process. The coding region runs from base 1 to 1113 and encodes 370 amino acids.
AUGGUCACAUCUCUCCAGAAUACAACAUCACAUAAAACGACCUUUACCAUUGGUACUCGUAAAUCACAACUGGCACUUGUUCAGACCUACAUUGUGAGAGAUAAAUUACAAGCCAUUUAUCCUCAUUAUGAAUUCAAUAUUGAGACCAUGUCCACCACGGGCGAUAAGAUUCUCAACCAAGCCCUCAGUAAAAUUGGUGAAAAGGCACUCUUUACGAAAGAGCUGGAAAUUGCCUUGGAAAAUGGUACCGUAGACUUUGUUGUACAUAGUUUAAAGGACUUACCUACCGUGCUUCCACCGGGGAUGGUUUUGGGAGCCAUUACAGAAAGAGAGAACCCGAACGACGCUUUGGUGUUGAAUAAGAAAUGUGAGGGAUUGACGUUGGCUACGUUACCAGAAGGCUCUGUGAUUGGUACAAGCUCGUUAAGAAGAGUAGCUCAAUUAAAACGAAGAUAUCCCCAUUUAUCAUUUAAGGAUGUGAGAGGCAAUUUGAAUACUCGUUUGGCUAAAUUGGAUGAUGAAAAUGGACCUUAUAGCGGUAUCAUUCUAGCCGUGGCAGGCUUAGUGCGUAUCGGUCAGGAGAAUCGUAUCUCACACAUCUUGACCUCUUCCGACUCUUUACAUGCUGUGUCUCAAGGUGCAUUGGGAAUUGAAUGUCGUGAAAACGAUCCACAAGUAAAGGAACUAUUAGAGGCAUUGAAUCACAACGACACGAGGUUAUGUUGUUUGUGUGAACGUUCUUUGAUGCGCACUUUAGAAGGAGGUUGUACAGUACCUAUUGGCGUCAAUACAAAGUUAGAUCAGGAAAAGAAUACAUUGUGGCUACAUGGCUUAGUAGCUAGUUUGGAUGGUAAAACCGUCAUUGAAUAUCAGGACCAAGUCAGCCUUACACCAGCUGAAGAAGAAGAAGAAGCAGAGCAAGCACCCGCUUCUGCAACAGACGCCACCACCGGUGCAGUAGCAGCAGAAAACACCACCCAUGAUACCAACCUUAGCAUUAGACGUUUAAGGGAUAGACGAGAGAAAAUAGCUGAGCAAUUGGGACGUCAUGUUGCUAAUACCUUGAUUCAAAACGGCGCAGACAAGAUUUUGGAAGAAUUGGCUCAUCACUAA